Messenger RNA from Dunckerocampus dactyliophorus (ringed pipefish), 6273 nucleotides. RefSeq names its product UDP-Gal:betaGlcNAc beta 1,4- galactosyltransferase, polypeptide 5 (gene b4galt5). The transcript has 9 exons. The coding region runs from base 513 to 1658 and encodes 381 amino acids. Gene Ontology annotation, molecular function: UDP-galactose:glucosylceramide beta-1,4-galactosyltransferase activity. The record is from RefSeq and is a predicted model, not a curated record. Lineage: Eukaryota; Metazoa; Chordata; Actinopteri; Syngnathiformes; Syngnathidae. Gene Ontology annotation, biological process: carbohydrate metabolic process; glycoprotein biosynthetic process.
GCAGUGUUGCUCUGUGAGUCGGCGUCUACGCCCACUUUGGUGUGCUGCUGCUCAUUUUUCUGCGGGAAAGGUUCAUCGCAGGCAGGAAGGGAAGCAAGCAAGCAGGCAGCCAGAGAAGGGAGGAAGAGCACAGGAGCGGCCGAGUAUCAUUAGCGACAUACAGCGUGUCAGACAAAUGAUGGUGCCUCGCUGAAAAAUAGACCAGGCCGGGUUUCUUCGCUUUGAAGCCACAAAGCCUGACGCGUAGAGCCUAAACCACCCCGCCUGGAAUGGGAUUUGUAUGACUUGACUGAUUUUCCGGUGGUCCUUUCCUUGUUGCCAACCUGCAGAGGAAAUCGACGGGAGUUCUUCGCCGCCUGGUGCCUCGACGCUGCCGCAGAGAUCGACACCCCCACAACAGCUCGGAUCGUUAAAGCCCUCCACUGCACCUGGAUACAUUGGAGCCGCUGAGUGUUGUGUAUAUAGCUAAAUAACGCAAACGUGCCGCUGUGUGCUUUUUUGCUGCCUGUAUAAUGCCGACACAUUUGCGUUUCCGGAGAAGGUCAUACCUUGGGCUUUUAUUCCUGUUCUCGCUCUCAACAUCGGCACUCUAUUUCAUCUACUCCGCUCCUGGAAUAGUGAAUGAGUAUGUGUUCAUGGUCCAAGCCAGAGGGAUCCAGAUCAGAGAAAAUGUGAAGAACAUUGGAGCUCAGGUCCUGGAACAGGUGGUGAGAGGUGCCUACAGCAUCAAUGGCACAGAUUACUCUUAUGACUUCAACAUGAGCGAAAGUGAUUCUCCUCCCACUACAUACCUCCCUGAGGGCUUCACGUAUCUUUCCUCACAAGUUUGCCCCGAGAGGCUGCCCUCUAUGAAAGGCAGAUUGGAGGUGAAUAUGAGUGAAGUGUCAUUGGAGGAUGUGGAAAGAUCACUGCUGGGGCAAGACUCGACCAUGGCCCCGGGAGGCUACUGGAAGCCCAAAGACUGUUUACCCCGCUGGAAGGUGGCAAUCUUAGUCCCAUUCAGGAAUCGACAUGAGCACUUGCCCAUCCUCUUGAGACAUCUGGUUCCAGUGCUGCAGAAACAGAGGCUUCAAUUUGGCUUUUAUGUUAUUGAGCAGGCUGGCAUGGAGCCAUUUAACAGAGCCAUGUUGUUCAACGUGGGCUACAAGGAGGCCAUGAAGGACCUGCACUGGGACUGUCUCAUCUUCCAUGAUGUAGACCACCUCAUGGAGAAUGGCAGGAACUACUAUGGCUGCACGGACAUGCCCAGACACUUUGCGGUCAAGCUUGACAAGUACUCCUACAUGCUUCCGUAUAAUGAGUUCUUUGGCGGUGUCAGCGGCAUGACGGUGAGACAGUUCCAAAAGAUUAAUGGAUUUCCUAAUGCGUUCUGGGGCUGGGGAGGAGAAGACGAUGACCUUUGGAACAGGGUGCUGUAUGCCAAUUACACCGUAAGCAGACCACAUGGAGAGCAGGGGCGCUACAUGUCCAUUCCACACCACCAUCGCGGAGAGGUCCAGUUCCUGGGAAGGUAUAGUCUGCUCCGCCACUCAAAAGAGAGGCAGAGAGUGGAUGGUCUGAACAACUUAAACUACUCCCCCCUGGUGUCCAGGAGGCCUCUCUACACCAACAUCACAGUCAGCUUGAGCAGAAAUCUUGCACCUGUAGCCGACUACUGAUGUAGGCAUAGCUGGACUGAGAACCACCUGGGAAUCAAAAGUCCUCUGGGACAUCAGCCAUAUCUCACCAGUUGCGGCACUGCUGAAAAGCGUUUUAUUUGAUUCUUGCUUUAUUUCUUUUGUGGGUAUGCAAAAAAAAAAAAAGAAAAAGGAGACUCAAAAUGCUCCAAAAAUGUGUUGGAUAAAUCAUACAAGAUGAUAGGGAAAAAUGCUGCACUUGUUUGUGCCACAGUCCAUCACUCCACUCAUCUGGGCUUAUCUAGUCUUCAGUGUCCACAUGCCUUUUGCACCAUUUUGGCCUUCAGCAUCCAUCAAUUCAUUAAUUUCCCUCAUUGAGUCAGCGGAUAACUUAUCCUCGUAAUUUAAUUUACAUAAGUUUAAUCAAAUAGGCCGUGAAACUCACUUGCCACUCAUGCACGCACGCAGCAGUUUGGAUUCGCAAGGUGAUGAUGAUGACGACGUGUUCUCUUUUUUUGCUGUUGCACUUCUUACACAAAUGCAGUAGUCCUGUGAAAAAAACGUGCAUGUGUACACACACACACACACACACACACACACACACACACACAACCCUUUUACCGUGUGGACGCUUGCAGCUGGUUCUGCAAAGGGUAUGCCAAAAUCUACAGGUGAAGAGAACAAGAGAAAAUUCUAUGAAGAGUGAGUUUUCAGUCAUCUAUAUGUGGGAUAGUUUAUGCUAAAUUUAGAGUAUAUUAAUACCUUGCUAAUUUCUUACAACUAUAGUUUACCCUGUGAAGAUACCAUUGGAAGACUGUGAUCUUUGUGUGUGCGUUGUUGCUUUGGUUGUACCUGGCUGCCAGCGAGUGGCUGUGUGGGGGAAGAGCAUCGCUCAUCCUGUUAGCAAUAAACUGCAAAAUCACACAGAUGAAUUUUGACCCGACUGCCUCACGAUACAGAUGCAAUAGCACAGGUGCUAGAAUAUGCUCGCAUAGGACAGAGAGGGAGGGGCUGCGUAUGCAAACGUUGCAUUCGUCGCACCCAUCCCUAAGUCAACAUGCCACCCAAUGAAGAACAAUGUCUUCUCAGAACCUCUCCAUGGUCGUGUGCAUGUCUGUGAGUAUGUUAGUGAGAGCCAAUGCAAAUGGCUUUAAUGAAGCAUGUUGUCAUGUCAUCAGAAUCAGAGUGACGGGAUUGACUUAUGACCCCACUUUGUGUGCGGUGUGUAAUCACAGACCAGGGAAUAAGAAACUUUUUUUUAUGUUUAAUCACCUCCAUUAUCAUACGUGUGAACUGGAGGUAUAGUACUUGAUUGCUGUCACUGUCCAGAUGGUGUUUACUGAAGCUUUGGAUUUGUUGUUUGUGGGAUCGCAUCGUGUUUAUAACUCCGUUAGCUGGCCCCCCUUCACUGCGGGGUGCUGUGAAUACUGUAUCUCUAACAAUCUACUGUAUUGCUGGCUGCCUUUUUAUUUUUAUUUUUUUUUAACUAAAAUCCCUUCCGUUUACUAAUAUAUGUUCACACCUGACUAUUCAUCAACAUUUACAGACGAUUUAGCUUUGCGUUUACCUCCGGAAAACAUUUAAUGUGAGUUUUUCUUGUUUGUUGGGUGGCGUGCAGUCUGACAUUGUGCACUGACACUGGCUGAUGCUCUAAUGGUACACAGCAGUCAAAUAAUUGCCCUUCUUUGAUUAUGUGUGCUUUAAUUUGACCAUCCCAACCUGAAUGUGUGGCUCCUAUAAUCAAAAAAAGGAAAAAAAAUGCAGACACACCUCCCCAAUGUUCCCCAGUCACACAGCUACUCCAUUUCACACAAAUCGCCUUGUAUGCAUUUCUUAAGAUGUAUGUUUUUUGUGUGGGGGGGGCGAAUUACUGUUGUGUUUCCACUGUGAGGCUGGACCUCUUAUUUAUUUGAUCUUUUAUUAAUUAUUUUCUGUAAUUGUUGCCGUUUUUUGGGGUGUUUUUUUCAAAUAUUUUGCAGUUGAUGCAACAACAUAGGAGCUGAAGUAUGACAGGCUGUGUUAGAUGCACUGAAUCUUGUAGUCAUGUGUAUUUGUGUGGGGGUUGUACGGUUCACAUCUGUGUUCAAACCUGGGAACCGUUUCAUUUCAUGCAGAUGGAAUGUCUGCUGAAAUGGACCAGGACCCGUUUCGGAUGAGUGUAUGUUAAUCUGCACAGCAGACACGUCUGAGGACGCCAUUUUGUGUGACAACCGCUGGAAGAGCAAGAGAGCAAAUUGAAUGUAAGCUGUCCAAGUUUUUCAUUGAGCACCUCCUUUUAAACGAAGUGAUAAUCAAUGGUGCUGACCUUUAGAGAGAUCCCUUCCAGGAAGUCUUCUGUGUCCUUACUGGAACAAAUUCUAAGAACAUGUGACCACUAUCAACAGGCGAAUCAUCCCUGUAACAUAAUUCCAACUGAUAUAUAUCCGCAAGAACACAUUUUUGUUUUUUGCCGUGGAAAAGAGGACACUCGUACAUGCUUGUCAUUGGACAGUGACAAUGUGACAUGUUUGAGCUGGCCAAUUGGAGACAUCUUUCCCUCUGCUAAAGCAUCAGUAGACUGUUGGUUCUGGUUCAGUGUGACAAGCAGAAGCACAUUUUUGUCUUCUAUCCAAAUGCUAAGGAGGUGCCCAAUGACGCUCCUGGACAGUCGCAGCAUUUGUGUAAAGCAGGGGUGUCCAAAGUGCGGCCCGGGGCCACGGCUGUUUUUUUACGGAACGUCCCUAAAAAUAUAAUUAAACAAGAAAACAAAACAAAAAAAAACCCUGAAAAAAUGUAAAAAUCUGCAGUAAUUUUACGAGAAUUAAUUCAAAAUGUUAAGUGAAAAGUGUGAUUUAACAAAGUCAUAAUUUUGCAAGGAUGACAUAAUAAUGUGAGGAAAAAUAACGUAAUUUUAAUGAAAACGUUGUAAUAUCAAAGACAAAAGAUGUUUUUAAGUCGUGACAUGAGAAACAAAACAAAGUUGUAAUUUUUGGAAAAUUAGGUUAUAGAAAAAGUUAUAACAUUACGAGAAUAAAGUGAAAAUGUGUGGAAAAAAGUCGUAAUUACAAGAAGAAAGUUUAAAUAAGUGGGGGGGAAAAAACAGCAGAAAUGGCAAAAAUAACUAAUUAGACAAGAAUAAAGUCAAAAUAUGACUUGUAUUCUAAUGAGAGAAAAAAGUCGCAAUAUUAUGAGAUUUUAAACUCAUGAAGAAAAAAUAAUAUAAUUUUAGUAGCAUACAGUCACAGUAAAAUCUUAAAGAAAAUAUUUUCAUAUAUAUAUAUAUAUAUAUAGUAUAAGAAGGAAAACGAAAUAAAAGUUAAUUUUUGGAAAAUUAGGUUGGGAAAAAAAAGCUAACAUUAUGGGAAUAAAGUCAUUAUAUGAAAAGAAAAUGUCCUAAUAUUUAAGAAGAAAGAUAUAUUUGGAAAAUUAAAAAAAAUAAUAACAAAAAUCAAAGAGCAAUGUUGGUACUAAUAAUAUGGUUUUUUACCUACAGUAUAUGACAAAACUGUUUUUGGCAGUUUUUCUUUGUAGUACCAUAUAUAUAACUUCUUUGCAAUCUGUUGUUUUACAAAAUAUCAAAGUGACCCCUUGCAUGUUUUCAUUUAUCAGCAUGUGGCCCUCGGUGGAAAAAGUUUGGACACCCCUGGUGUAAAGCAUCAAACGUUUCUUCAUGCGUGUUUGAGUGAAAUGGCUCAACCCUCCAGAAGUGCAACCGAAGUGCAACCUCACUCCAGACUGAUAUGAGCUUGUAGAGUUUUAUUUUCCUGCACUGGUCAUGUUUUCAUAGAGCCUGGUAGUGAGCAACUGAGCAGGUUCCUUUUUUUGAUGAUACACUGUAUAUGUUUUAUUUGAUCAUGGCUUUAAAUUAAAAGCUCAAUGGACAUAUAGAAAGAGCCAAACGGUUAAGGACAGGAGCAUUUACAUAAAGAUUUGACACUGAAGAGACCUGAUUCGUCAUGUAGAGUCACCACUGGACUCUGUCAAACAGUGGAGAACAAGCAGCAUCAUCCGCCUGCUGCAUAUUCAACAAAAUGUUUUGUUUUGCCAUGAUGACUAGACUGGCUUGUUAACUCUGAAUCAGUCCGCGCAUUCAUGCUUUUAUCUAAAAAAGGAAGUUGAUUUGUUUUCAGUUGCCGAUAGGAGCAUGCUGGCCAGUCAUGUACCUCUUAUUUAUAUUUAUUUAUAUAUAUAUAUAUAUAUACAUAUAUAUAUAUAUAUAUGUGUGUGUAUAUAUAUAUAUAUAGUCUCAGUACUGACGAAGACCGAGCCUGCUGCUCAUGGUAUCAGAAACCUCACUUAUGAUCCAUUCUUGCCGGUUUAAAUGAAGGAACCAUUAUUGGGCAUCUGACAAAACUGGCAGCCUUAAAAGCUUCCUAAUUUAUUGCAGUGUUUUUCAGACAAAUUUUGUUUUCUUUCUUUUUUUUACAAGCAAAAAUAUUUAAAUUGAAAUAAGUGCAUAUCAAGAUAAAGAUCAUUGUAAAUAUUGUUGUGUGUAGUGUUUUAGAAAAUCUAUAAGGUCUUAAAUUUACUACAGAUGGUAGCAUAAAGAACAAGGAUUUGAAGUCGAUUGGCUGGUAAAAGGUGCCAUUUAAGUGCUAAAGUGAAGCUUACAGAGAGACAGCAAUGUUUUUACAUCACUGCUUCCCGGCACACCCCUUUUUUUUUUUUUUUUUUUAAA